Molecule: messenger RNA, 231 nt
Organism: Mesorhabditis belari
Lineage: Eukaryota; Metazoa; Nematoda; Chromadorea; Rhabditida; Rhabditidae
Source: the annotation of a GenBank genome assembly
AUGAAGCUCUCUGUCCUUCUUUUCCCUUUCUCGCAUUCUUGGCUUUGUUCGAUUGCUCAUUAUGCCAAAUAUCCCCAAGAGCUGAAAGCCAACUAUCCCAAGGGUUAUCCCGAUAUCAAGUUUAUCCCGGACAACCUCCAAGAUCUCAAAGCCAACUAUCCCAAGGAUUAUCCAAAAGGUCAAAAAUGUGCAUAUGGCAUGCGCUACGAGUAUGUAUGCGGUGACCCUUCC